Rhinocladiella mackenziei CBS 650.93 is the source of this 1209-nucleotide messenger RNA. RefSeq lists its product as uncharacterized. Bases 1 to 1209 code for a protein of 402 amino acids. Gene Ontology annotation, cellular component: cytoplasm. The record is from RefSeq and is a predicted model, not a curated record. NCBI's taxonomy places the organism in Eukaryota, Fungi, Ascomycota, Eurotiomycetes, Chaetothyriales, Herpotrichiellaceae. The transcript has 3 exons.
AUGUCUGCUCCUUCCGAAACGCAGCGACAGAAGAAUGCGAAGCUCGAUGCGGAAAAUCCUUCGACGGCCUCCUCUCCCUGGACAAUCCUAAUAGGCAUCUCUGGUCCGUCGUGUAGCGGCAAAACGACUCUCGCGAGGCUGCUAAAAGCUAUUUUCAACUUUUCCAUCACAGUACCUAGUGGUGAAGGAGGCGCAGACGAAGAAUGGAAGUUGAGUCUGUUUGUCUUGCAUCAAGAUGAUUUUUAUAAGACGGACAAAGACGUUCCCGUCAUCACGGUAACAUCGCCCGAGUACGGCACACGAGACCUUCAAGACUGGGAUUGCGUGGAAUCUCUGGACCUGCCUCUGCUUGAGAAGACGCUCCGGUACGUCCGCGCGCGUGGCUCCUUACCCCCGGACAUGGUGAGCAAAGAGGACCAAAAUGCCGUCGGGGCGAGCUGGGUCAGCGAUGAUGAAGUCCAGGUGAUGAAACAGGAGUUGGAAGCCUGGUUUGAAAAUUUUGUCAAGGACAACGUAGGCUGGAGAGAGACAACGAAAAGAGAGAUCCGGAUCUGCAUCCUCGACGGUUUUCUACUAUACCCUCCCGCGCCUGUCUCUCGUAUGGAGGAGCACUCAGAAUCGCUACAACCGCCAUCACGACCGUCGCGACAACCAAGGGAACGAGACUCCCAUUAUCCUCACCCUAGUUCACCUAAAGCACUAGACAAUCCUAGUUCUAGUAACCACUCCGACUCAGUCGCCUAUCUCUACUCGUCAUCCCCAGAACUCAACCACCUGUACACCCUCAGUCACAACCUCUUGCAUCCUCGCCUCUUCCUGUCCUCGACACGCGAGCAGACACUUGCUCGGCGCAUCGCGCGCACAGGCUACGUCACGCUCGAGAGUUUCUGGACGGACCCGCCCGGAUAUGUCGAGGACGUCGUCUGGCCUAACUACGCGCGCGAUCAUGCGUGGAUGUAUAAACGCGGAGACGUCGAGAGCGGCGUUUUUGAUGAGGAUCGGUGUCUGCAGGAAGGCGUGAUGCUGUUUCCGGGUCGUGGAUCGUGGGAGAUGAAGGCGUGUUUGGCUUGGGCGGUGGAUAGGGUGAGGGAUGCGGUAAGGGAGAAGGUGUCAAGCGAGUUGAUUGUCAUCGACGGCGAUUUCGGCUUCCACUUUGACUUAGACUUCGGUUUUGAUCUUAAUGGCAAUAUGGAUUCCGGACAUGAGUAG